Messenger RNA from Trichechus manatus latirostris (Florida manatee), 1338 nucleotides. RefSeq names its product HLA class I histocompatibility antigen, B-40 alpha chain-like. Gene Ontology annotation, biological process: immune response; antigen processing and presentation of endogenous peptide antigen via MHC class I via ER pathway, TAP-independent; antigen processing and presentation of endogenous peptide antigen via MHC class Ib. Gene Ontology annotation, cellular component: external side of plasma membrane. NCBI's taxonomy places the organism in Eukaryota, Metazoa, Chordata, Mammalia, Sirenia, Trichechidae. The coding region runs from base 107 to 1219 and encodes 370 amino acids. The record is from RefSeq and is a predicted model, not a curated record. Gene Ontology annotation, molecular function: signaling receptor binding; peptide antigen binding. The transcript is spliced from 7 exons.
GUUCCGUUAGCCUCAUUGUUCUGCUUUCUGCUGAGUGCCUGCCUGAACUUUGUUCCUUCUCCAUCUCUGUCUUCACCUACAAGUUGUCCGUUCACAGAUCCCCUGAAUGGCCUUGUUUCUGAGAAUUGGAGUGAGAACUCUUCUCCUGUUGCUGUUCCAGGGAGUCCCUGAGGACAUACUUGCCAGAUCGCACUCUCUGCAGUAUUUCUACACGGCUGUGUCUGAGCCAGGCCCAGGAGUGCCUUCAUUUACUGCCUCUGGCUUUGUGGAUGACCAACUCUUCAUCCACUAUGACAGUGUGGAGAUGAAGGCAAAGCCUUGUGCUCCUUGGUUGAAGGAGGAUUUAGAUUACUUUGAUGAUGAGACCAAGAUCUUCACAAGUCGGAUGAAGAUUUUCCACUUAAAUCUGAGAAAUGUGCAGAAAUACUACAACCAAACCUGGGAGCACAGCCUGAAGAAAGAGAAUACAGAAAAGUCAGCAGGCCCCCACACCCUCCAGUUCACCUAUGGCUGUGAGCUCCGGGACGACGGUGGGACCAUGGGGCACUGGCAGUAUGGCUACGACGGUAAUGACUACUUGAGCUUGGACAUGGACCUUCUGCAGUACACAGCUGUCUCAUUUAUCGCCCGCUACACCAAGCAAAAGUGGGAGGCCAGUGGGAACUCCAUAAAGAGAGAUAAAGCCUACUUGGAGAAGGAAUGCAUCUGGUGGCUGCAGAGAUACUUGGAGUGUGGACGGGAGAGGCUGACCCGCACUGAGCCUCCCAGAACACACGUGACUCAUCACCCCAGCCCUGAUGGAAAGGUUGCUCUGAGGUGCUGGGCCCUGGGCUUCUACCCGGCGGAGAUCACACUGACCUGGCAGCGGGAUGGGGAGGACCAGACCCAGAACACAGAGCUUGUGGAGACCAGGCCUUCGGGGGAUGGGACCUUCCAGAAGUGGGCGGCUGUGGUGGUGCCCUCUGGAGAGGAGCAGAGAUACACGUGCCAUGUGCAGCACGAGGGGCUAUCUGAGCCCUUCAUCCUGACAUGGGAGCCGCCUUUUCAGCCCACCAUCCCAGUCAAGAAACAAUUUCCUAGCCUGGGUCUUGGAGCUGUGGUCCUUACAGUUGUGAUCAUGGGAGCUGCGGUUGCUGGAUUUGCCCUCUGGAGGAACAAGAGCUCAGGCACUGGAAAGCCUGGCCGAGAGUCUAUUAAUUCCUCAGUUCUUAAAGCCUGAGAGCUCAGCACUGCACAGGCCUGGAAGACACUUCUUCCAAAUGAUUUUCAGCUUCCACACCCUGCUCACCUCCACUUCCUCCCACCCUGCCUGCUGUUCCUACUUGAGGCUUCCUGGAG